AUGGCUCACAAGGGAACAGGCAUGCCCAUGUCUCAAGACGCUACACAUGCGCCUCAACUUCCGUCCCCCUUCGCCGAUUCGUUCUCGGCCGAUGCUCAUCAUCUGACUGGGCGCCCCCGGUCCGCAAGCUCUCAAUUGACCCCCGAUGUAGCGACUAGCUGGGGCCCAUCACCGACAAUUUCCACGCUUUGCCCACUACCUUCGAAUCCAUCAUCCACCGAUCCCGAACCGCCGUUCUCGCGCUCGAUUAAGAGGCCGAGCCACGAGCCGAACGACUCGACUGAUUAUAAUUCUGAGGUUCAAGACCAUCUAGAGGGUGUUACCGAUGGUGAAAGGGAGACGAACGCACGACUGACCAGUCGCUACGUUGACCCCGAGGAUCAUCCAGCCUACGAGGAACUCCAAACGAGGAUACACCAAUCACACAAUGAUCAAGAUCGCUGGGCCGCAUGCAUGAGAUUUCACGAACGAUACAAAAUUCUCAAAGAACCUUUAGGCAAGCUGGGUGAAGAGAUCGAGGAAAGGAAACGACAGUUGGAGGAGGCUGAAGCCAGUCGUGGCGAUAAAGAAUCCAACCUUGACGCCCUUGUCUUGCUCGGGACAUCCUUCAUGCAGCUAGAAUGCCAGCGCUUUAGCCAGGUCCAGCAAUCUUACAAUGAGGUCAGACACAAACGACCAAGAAACUCCGACUACCCCGAGCAGCGCGAUUUGCAGGUCUCAGGCCAAGAAUGGAGCGACUUUUUUGACAAUCACACCAAAGCUUCUCGGGAUCUGCAAAAGUGCGAGAAGGUACUUGGUUAUGUUGGUAAAAGAUGGGGGGACGAUAAAAUUCGUUACUACGGCUGGGCGACCAAGACUUGGGCAACGUGUCGGGUGCUUCAAAGCGCUGCGAAGGCUGUCCCGACGUGGGAAGAAGCUGGUAUUAAGCUGAAUAAGCUGAGAAACUACCGCGACCGAAGUAUGGGGACUCCAAUUACACAUGGAAAGAGGUCCAUCUCUUGGAAAGACUUGGACAACUUGCGCUUGUGGAAAGGGUAUGGCGAAUUUGAGAUGCCUUCUCCACCCGUCAGGAAGAAGAGAGGGGAGGAUUCUGGGGAGGAUAGGAUACUCCGUUACGCGAGGCUGGCAACGGGUGAGUUCAAUGGCGAGCGCCUCGGCUUUGACAAGUUUGGCAUCUUGGUCUUGAAGGAUAGUAAAUUUGACGAGGGUCCGAUAACCCUUUCUGCACCACCAUGGGGAAUGGCGAAAAGCGCAGAGGUUGGCCAAGAAGCUGAAGAACAGAUGGGUGACACGGAGUCAUUACUCGGCGAUCAAGAUGAGGGCUGCAGGAAUGAUGUUCAGGAUAAGGCAACCCCAAUCACCUCAAUUCGAGGUUCAGCCCGCUUGGCGGCACGUCAGCCACCAUUCUACACCAACCAGUGUGCCCCUUUGAAGAAGCCUGUAUCUCACCGGACGAGAUUGAGGCCAGACACAGACAACCACGUGGUUGGCGACGAGGAAUACGGUCUGGCCCUGCCGGCGCACGAAAACCGUCGCCGACGGCCCAAGAGCUCAAUGGCCGACGCGAUCACCCAAACUGACCGAAUGCCAGGGGAGGAGCUCAACCUGGAAAAGGCGAGAGACCUGAGCAGCUCAUCACAGGGUGCUGAGCUGGACAGAUAUUGUACCGACUUCCAGGACAGUGAAGAGUUCAAGAGACGGGCCGUUGAAGAACUCAACGAAGUAGGCGACAAAUCGUGUUGGGGGGCCGAGAGCAGCAGAUCCUGCAGCCAUUACCUUUUCCGCAGCUGUUGUCCAGCCAUUGCACUCGGCCAUGGCCAAGUGGAUGCCCAUUUCAGCACGUUGGAUGAGGCAAAAGAAUUGGUCGACAGAAUGACUCCAGAUGUGCCCAUCUUCACGCGGUGCAGCAACGCGGGUGCAUGGAAGCCCAACCUACGCCCCAUCGUGGAUUAUCUCACUCAGAUGAAGACGGUUCCGACGAAGAAACGUUAUGUUCAAAAGUAUUCUCUUGAUAUGAAAGGAGAGUCUUUCACAAAGGUUACUCAAUGGGCCCUUACCAGUCACUUUGUGAGGGAAGAUUGUGGUGCUAAUGGCCUCGAUCUGUGGAAUGCUUUGGAGUUGGAGAACCACCUUGAACAACGCCACGUGCCAGAGUUUUUGACGAACAGCAACUGUAAUCUCCUUGUUGACAUUGGGGAACGCGCAAAAGAGAAGACAAGGGUCAAGAAAGGGAGAAAGGGAAAAAAGGUAGAGGAGCUGCCAGAGAAAGAUCCUCUGCAUUUUGCCUUGAUUGCCGACGGCGGGAUGAAUACCUACCCUCACACUGAUAGCCAUGGGUACUCAACCUUUCUCACUGUCCAAGAGGGUGAGCUAAUUUUUGGCUGGCUCUCGCGCCCUGAUGAUGAUACUUGGAAUGGAUGGGCCCGCAACCCCCGGUAUUAUGAAGGGGGAAGAUGGUGUUUUGUUGUUAUGAAACCUGGAGACUGUGUAUACCUUCCGUCUGGCACACCACACUACGUUGUUCGAAGGAAGGGAACCCAGACCUUCAUCUUGGGUGGUCACGUCCUUCAGUGGUCCAACCUGCAUGGUUGGGCCUCAUUAUUGCGCAGACAGAUUGACAAUCCAACAACUACGAAUGAACAUAUGGCAUCGGAAACGGUGAGGAGGUAUGUUGAAGUCGCAGGUGGCUUGGUCGCAGAAGCCAUGAAGUCUGGGGACGAUCGGCUCGAGUAUCUCGGGGGAAUUGAGGCGGCGAAACAGACGCGCCAGGUGCUUAAGGAUCUCCAAGAGAUGAUCGAGAACAAGAAGACACAGACAGAAACAUGA
Molecule: messenger RNA, 2826 nt
Organism: Fusarium keratoplasticum
Lineage: Eukaryota; Fungi; Ascomycota; Sordariomycetes; Hypocreales; Nectriaceae
Product: JmjC domain-containing protein
Exons: 4
Coding region: 1-2826 (941 amino acids)
Source: RefSeq, a predicted model, not a curated record